Molecule: messenger RNA, 975 nt
Organism: Ceratitis capitata (Mediterranean fruit fly)
Lineage: Eukaryota; Metazoa; Arthropoda; Insecta; Diptera; Tephritidae
Gene: ND-20
Product: NADH-quinone oxidoreductase subunit B 2
Exons: 2
Coding region: 138-818 (226 amino acids)
Biological process (GO): electron transport coupled proton transport; mitochondrial respiratory chain complex I assembly; aerobic respiration
Molecular function (GO): 4 iron, 4 sulfur cluster binding; quinone binding; NADH dehydrogenase (ubiquinone) activity
Source: RefSeq, a predicted model, not a curated record
UAAAUCGAUUGAAGAUGUAUUUAACACCGAUAAUUUAUUGUCAUCAGUUAUCCAUUUUUGACAGUUUCUAACCACCAUAUGUUUUAAGUCGAUUAAGGAAAAGAAUCGGGUUAUAUAAAAAGAACUCGAAAUUCAAGAUGCUUCGCUCUGCUGCUUCACUGGUAAACAAAACAUCAAAAGUGCUGGCAUGUAGCAAUGGAUCUCCCAGUAUAUUAUUGGGAACUAAUGGAGCUUUCGGAGCAGCGCUAAAUACUUUAGUAGUGCGACUCCAACAAACAAUGCCUGUUGCAGAUCCAAAUAAUCCACUUCCAAAGAAAAGUCCAUCUGCUUUCGGUAGAAAUCAACCCAAUAUGGUGGAAUGGUCUAUUGCGCGUUUGGAUGAUCUUCUAAAUUGGGGACGCAAAGGUUCCAUAUGGCCAUUAACUUUCGGGUUAGCUUGUUGCGCUGUUGAAAUGAUGCAUAUUGCUGCGCCUCGCUACGAUAUGGAUCGUUACGGUGUGGUUUUCCGAGCGUCUCCCCGGCAAGCAGAUGUUAUAAUCGUCGCAGGCACUCUCACCAACAAAAUGGCACCCGCCCUACGAAAAGUUUAUGAUCAAAUGCCUGAGCCGCGUUGGGUUAUAUCUAUGGGUAGUUGUGCUAACGGAGGUGGAUACUACCAUUAUUCGUAUUCGGUUGUACGCGGAUGCGACCGCAUUAUACCGGUAGACAUCUAUGUGCCUGGUUGCCCCCCUACCGCUGAAGCUCUCAUGUAUGGCGUUCUUCAAUUGCAGAAGAAAGUAAAACGAAUGAAAACUCUGCAAAUGUGGUACAGAAAGUAGAUCACAUUGAAUUUAUAUCUCCUUAAUAUAAAGGGCACUUGAAAUCCGAUACCCUCACUACUAUAAAGAAAAUAAAUAUAGCUUCUUUAUUGAUAGAGCCACUUGGCGAUAGAUCUUUCGUGUGAUGUUAUAAAUAAACAUAAAUUAAAUAUAGUAA